This is a messenger RNA of Xiphophorus couchianus (Monterrey platyfish), 3233 nucleotides long. Its product is annotated as dual specificity protein phosphatase 3-like. The coding region runs from base 156 to 824 and encodes 222 amino acids. Gene Ontology annotation, biological process: negative regulation of MAPK cascade; protein dephosphorylation. NCBI's taxonomy places the organism in Eukaryota, Metazoa, Chordata, Actinopteri, Cyprinodontiformes, Poeciliidae. Gene Ontology annotation, molecular function: MAP kinase phosphatase activity; protein tyrosine/serine/threonine phosphatase activity. The record is from RefSeq and is a predicted model, not a curated record. Gene Ontology annotation, cellular component: cytoplasm. The transcript is spliced from 4 exons.
CGUGACAGAACUUGCUCCGCCCCUGUGUCUCUCCACGCUUCCCGUCGCUGCGCUGCAGCUCGGUAUUCACAGCUCAGCCUGUUGUGGAAACACAGCUGAACCGCCGCCGCAAGCCCUGUAAGCCGACACCUGUCUGCCGCCUCACCGCCCACCAAAUGCGCCUGCUGGAGGUCCUGCGGCCUUCCUCCUCCUCCUCCUCCUCGGACAUGAGGCGCAAACAGAAGCGGAGCGGAAAGCCGCCGCUCCCCGACCGCUUCGACAUGUCCAGCUUCGAGGUUUCCCUGCAGCAGCUCAACGACCUGCUGACGGACGACAGCGGCUUCUACAGCUGGCCCACCAAACACUUCCACGAGGUUUACCCGCGGAUCUACAUCGGCAACGCAUUUGUGGCGACUAACGUGAUGCGCCUCAAGCGCCUGGGCGUCACUCACAUCCUGAACGCAGCAGAAGGAAACUCCUACAUGCACGUCAACACCAAUGCGGAGUUCUACGUGGGCUCAGGAAUCACCUACCACGGCAUCCCGGCCAACGACACCGACCACUUCGACAUCAGCAUCUACUUCGAAGAGGCGGCGGACUUUAUCAAGAAGGCCCUGGCAUAUAAAAGUGGAAAAGGUAAAGUGUACGUGCAUUGCAGGGAAGGCUACAGCCGCUCGCCCACUUUGGUCGUCGCUUACCUCAUGCUUCACCAAAAAAUGGACGUCCACACCGCUCUGGCCAUGGUGCGGCAGAAACGAGAGAUCGGACCCAACGACGGCUUCCUGCGGCAGCUCUGUCGGCUAAACCAAAGGUUGGCCGCCGAGGGGAAACUGUGGAACAAAUGAGAGACGCGAGUCAACAGAAAUGUGUCGUAGGAAAUUGAAGUAUGCUCAGCUGUACUUUGUUUGCUUUCCGCUUGUUUGAAGCUUGAAGGGCCCACAGGCCGCUGAGAACAAGCUCAGAACAAAGUGAAACGUUUUGACCGAGGGUGAUAACAGGAAGUGUUGUAUCUACUGUAGAUUAACACACACACACACACACACACACGCCCACGCUGCCCUGUGUUGUGUCUUAGUUAUACAGAAAUGAACAUACCUCCGGGUCAUACACUACCUGAUUUGACCCAUUCAGAUCAGGUAAAAAAAAAAAAAAAAAUCUCCGAUUUUUUUAUCGGCGUUGUGUGAAUUUAAAAAUAUUCUUCCAGGCUUUCUACUUUACUUCAGCCAAAUUGGAAAAUUCACUUACUCAUUUACGAAGAGUUCUAAUGAUGACAAAAACUAAAAAUAAUAUAUGUCUUCAAAAAUGUGUUCUGUCAAUAACUCAAAGUUAGGUGAGUUUGCAUGGAAUGACCCUUUUUCAUAAACAUUGCUUAUAACUUGUUUAGCAUAGAACAGAUUAAUUAUUGUUACAUAUUUUCUGAAUAUCAGAUUUAUUACAGUUCAGUAGUUAUUUAUUAUGUUCUGUAUGGUUUGUUGUGUUUUAUUGAUGAUUAUCAGUUUAGUUAAUAGGCAUAUAAUAUAUUAUAAGAAGUAGUGAGACUUUAGAUAGUGUUACUGUCACAUCCAGUCUAAUUUGUCCUCCACCCGUCUGUCCCUGGGCCCCUCAUAUUGGCCCCUGUCCUGCUAACACUGCCUACUGUCUCAGUCACAGCCCCUCCCACUGUGAUUUUUAAUGUGGAAAACUACAGGAUUUUAUUACAGUAUUUUUGUCUAAUGUCUCUUCUGAACUCUUUGAACAGUGUGGCAUUCCCGUUUAGAAAUCUGCCUCAGACGUAUUUCUGAAUUAUUUCUUGUGGUUUCUGUGCUUUACAAAGAAUUUAUCACUUUUGCACAGAAAGCAAAAGAGAAUUUAUAUUAAUGAAGAGAAUGGAAAACAUUGUUUAGAUGUAGAAUUAGACGACCGUUGAAAUUGGCCUGGUAACUAUGAGAAGUAGCCAUUUUAAGCUCAACUGUAUACAUGGACAAAAAUACAAUGUUGAAUUAGUAUAAAAUUGUCAUGCACAAGGAAGCAUGUAUGGGGAAAGAAAAAUUAGUAAAUUGUAGCAUUCUGAUGUUGGUCUGGCCAUGAAACAAAAAAUCCUUAAAUUCUUUGCUUUAGAACACAAGUGAUUUUUAUACAAUACAAAUUAAUUAAAUUAUUAGAAUAGUAAAUGAAAAAAUUAAUACUGGUACACAAAAGACACGCAAAAGAAUGAAAAAAAAAUGAGUUUAAGCCAUUUUUAUACAAAGAAUCUAGUAGACAAUGCCUUUUAGCUUAGCAUAAACUCUGCAUUUUGUAGUUUGCGAUGAGCCGACAAACCUAAAACCAGUGAAGUGUUUAAUGUUGUAAAUAUCACUCUCCAAAACAUCAAAAUUAUACUAAUUGUGUAAUUAGGGUUACAAAUAGCUAAAUAAUUCGAAUAAAGAAAUGGCUUUUAGCUUAGCAUUAGUACUGUUGUUUUUGGGUAAUUAGCCUAAGUAGCCUCAAACCAGCUUUGUGUUUGGUGUGAAAAGAUGAGAAGUGUAGCAAUUUAUUCCUCUAGCUCUAAAAUUUCUGUAAAUAUGAAAGUACUGUGUAUGAGAUUAGUUCUUAAUUAAACUGUUGUAGCUUAGCUUAAACAUUAGGUUUUAGAGUCCGUGUUACGCUAGCUAACCUAAAGGCAGCUUUGUUUUUUGUGCUUACACAUAAGAGAGGUAGCUUUAAAAUCCAGUAUUUCUAACAAUAUUAACAUAGUUAACUGUUGACUAAUUUAAGUAAAAUGUCAGUUAAGCACCUGCAAUAAGAAAAGGAUUCCCAUAAAAACUGUUAAUAGAUGUUUCUUUCACAUACAGCAGUGCAGCUCUACUUUGAAUGUAACUCUACUGCUGCCAGAAUGUCAGAAAGUCAAACUGCAAGUUUUUAACUUUUUAGUCAACACCUUUUGCACAAUAGAGUGUUGACAUGUUUGUAUUUUUGGCAUCUUAAAUACAAUUUUAUAUUGUUAAGUUGCAUGCUUUGUGACAUUUGUCAGCCCAAGUGUUGCUUACAGUCCUUAAUGGACACAGCUGCGUCUCUGUGUGUUAAUGUGCAUUACUCAGUGUGCAUUAUUUGUCACAGUGUGCUCUAUUGUGCCUAUAUCUUGUGAAUCAUGAUGUACUUUACUGAUGGUGUAGCCUAAUUGGUCAAAUCAGAAGACUUAGAUUUUGACUCAGCUUUGAUGAAGUGCACUUUAUCUAAUGACACUUGAGAUUGUUGUUGCUCUCUUUUCAUACAUGAAAUAAAAAAUGUAAAAAUAA